AAGGCUGAAGCUGAAGCACUUCGAGUAACGGAAGAAGAAAAAGCACAAGUGGAAGCUGAAGCAUUCCGUAUCAUAAAGGCGCAAAAGGCAGAAGCAGAAGCAUUCCAAAGCCAAGAAGCAGAAAAGUCAGAUGUUUUUGAAGGACUUCAAGUUGAAGCACCAGAAGUAGAGGACGAGGUAUUCCGAAUUCAGGCGGCGGAGAAGGCAGAAGCGGAAGCUGAGGCACUUCGAGCCGAAGCUGCAGCAGAAGAACAAGAAUUGGCCGACGCUGCCAAAAUUGUGGCAGAGCAACUGGAGGUGGCUCGUCGUGAAGUGGAGGAGGCAACCAAAAAAAGUACUGAGACCAGAACAGCCAACAGCAUUCCCCGUUCAAGUGAAAUAAAUACCAACUCCGUCGAAGUCAUCAAAGAUACUGGUCCUGUAGCAAAGUCUGCUCCUUCUGUAGUUGAAAGCUUUGGAGGCAAUUUCGUUGUCGCUCAAGAUGAGAAAGAUUUUGGGAAUGCUGGUGUUGCCUCAACGCAAAGUCGAGAAACUGCUACGGGCGGUGUUUCCAAAAACAACAUCGAAAAACCUCCACCAGAAAAGGUGAAGAAUGCAAUCACGGUAGAGGUGGAAUCAGUUGUGGAAUCAUCUACACCGGAAAAAGAAGACAGCAUUUUAAAGGAAGUGCCAGAAACGUCGUCGCCUGCAUUGUCAGAAACCCUCGCGGCCAGCGGUGCAGUGAUUGGGUCAACUGAGAUGAAUACUGUAGAAGUAUCCAAAAACAGCAGAAAUAUUGUUGAGACAGCGACUGAGAUAUUCGAAAGCGGGAAGAGGACUGCACAGUCGAUCGUGAAAACGGGCACAGAAGUAGUCGACACUGGAAAGAGGACUGCAGAAACAAUCGUCAACACUGGGAGAGAAGUAGUCGACUCUGGAAAGAGGACAUACAAUACAGUCGUUGAUACUGGAAAGGAAGUCAUUGAUUCGGGCAAAAGAACUGCAGCUGCAGUUGAAGAAACUGCACAAAAGGCUGCUAUAAAAGGAAGAGAGAUGUAUGAAACUGGUCAAAAGUACGUUACAAUUGUCAAUGAAAACAUCCCAAUAAUUGUAGAAAAGGGAGAGAAAGUGAUAGAAGCAGGAAAAGAAAUCGCACAAGACGAAGAAAAGGUGAAGGUAAUCGCGCUCGGUACCGCUGUUGUCGGAGCAGCAGUCAGUGCAGCCACUACGUCAUAUGCAUUACAAGAAGAGAAAAAGGGUACUGAUGGCGCUGUAGCAGGUGAAUGGAACGAAGACGAUUCUGGGACUGAAGCCAAUGCGUACGUUGCUCCUACCAAUACAACUUUUCCGAAACCUAAACAGAAGCCUAUCAUCAAUUCUAAGCCCAUCCCUUCGCAAGCCUCGCAGAAUGAAAACAGCUUCUCUACAUCAAAUCCGAAAUCCUUCAGCAGCACAGCAUCAUCGAAAAAGACUGCAUUUCCCACGCCAAAAUCUUUUCCGUCGAAAGCAAGUAGUGAUCCACAAAGAGCAAAAGCCGCAGUUUCGCAAACGACUCGUCCAAGCUUUGGAAUUCCAAAUCAGAAGGCACCAUCGAAACAGAGUUUUGCUGGAACAGAAGCCGGGUCUCCACCCUCCAAAAUCACUGGUGUCGGAAAGGAGGUUGCUUCACCAUUUGGAAUAACUCCGAAAAAAGCUCCUGUUCGGAAACAGCCAAGUUUUGGAUCUCCACCUCCGAAGAAAGUUGGCGCUGACAAGGAAGGGGCUGCAGCAUUUGUCAGUCCUUCUAAGCAAGCUCCCUUUGGCAAUGAGGUCGGACUUGGAUCUUCGCUUUCGAAAAACGUUCCUCCUAAGAAGCAGGGGGCUGCACCAUUUGGUAUUGCUCCAAAGAAAGUUCCCUUUAAGAAGGAGCCAGGAUUCGGAUCAUCAACGACGAAGGCUACUGAUUCGAAAACUUCAACGGACGAAGCAAGUAUCGAAUCUCGUACAAAGAAUCAAAAUUCAACUUCAUCGAUUCAACCAAAAUUUGGUAUUCCAUCAAGGACCAUACCAACACAGCAAAUGGAAACAGUGAAAGCAUCUAAAAGUGGAACCGCAAUGCCCGUAUCCAAGAAACAGGUAGCGGGAUCCACUUUUGGCAGGGCACCCUUUCCACAACCGCCGAAGAAGAAUGGUAUCAUCGAGCCGACAAUACUAAAAUCUACGACAGAAGAGGAAAGUGCGGAUGCGGAGACGAUUACUCCAUCACUUGGUGAGAGCAAGGCAAAAAUGCCAUUUCCAUCCAAAGCCAAUUUAACAAAGAAGCCAAACUUUGGUAUCUCUUCCAACAUAAAUUCAUCUGCAAAGGAACAGAAUGAUGAAAAGAAGAGCAUGUCAUCAUUUGGUCAAGCCAAGGCAAAAGUCCCAUUCCCACCCAAGAAAGCUUCUUUUGGAAACAAAUUUGGUAGCGUGGCAAAGCAACCAAACUUUGGAAAGGCAGAUGGUUCAAAGGCUGAAGAAGGUGACGAUGAAGAGAAAAGUGCACCAUCAUUUGGUCAAGCCAAGGCUAAGAUGCCAUUCCCAUCCAAGAAAGCUUCCUUUGGAAGCAAAUUUGGUAGUGCAGCAGAGGCACCAAACUUUGGAAAAGUUGAUGCUUCAAAAGAUGAAAGAAGUGAUGAAGAGAAGAGCACGCCAUCAUUUGGUCAAGCCAAGGCAAAAGUACCAUUCCCACCCAAGAAAGCUUCUUUUGGAAACAAAUUUGGUAGUGCAGCAAAGGAACCAAGCUUGGGAAAAGUUGAUGCCUCAAAGGAUGAUGAAGGUGAUGAAAAGAAAAGUGCACCAUCAUUUGGUCAAACCAAGGCAAAGAUGCCAUUCCCAUCUAAGAAAGCUUCUUUUGGAAGCAAAUUUGGUGGUACUUCCAAGAAUGAAGGAAGUGAUGAUGCUGAGAAGAGCAUGUCAUCAUUUGGUCAAGCUAAGGCAAAAAUGCCAUUCCCAUCCAAGAAAAUUUCUUUUGGAAGCAAAUUUGGUGGUACUUCAAAGAAUGAUGCCGAGAAGAGCACGUCAUCAUUUGGUCAAACAAAGGCAAAAGUACCAUUCCCGCCCAAGAAAGCUUCUUUUGGAAGCAAAUUUGGUAGUGUGGCAAAAGAACCAAGCUUGGGCAAAGUUGAUGCCUCAAAGGAUGAUGAAGGUGAUGAAAAGAAAAGUGCACCAUCAUUUGGUCAAACAAAGGCAAAGAUGCCAUUCCCACCCAAGAAAGCUUCUUUUGGAAGCAAAUUUGGUGGUACUUCCAAGAAUGAAGGAAGUGAUGACGCUGAGGAAAAGAACAUGCCAUCAUUUGGUCAAGCCAAGGCAAAGAUGCCAUUCCCAUCCAAGAAAGCUUCUUUUGGAAGCAAAUUUGGUGGUACUUCAAAGGAUGAAGGAAGUGAUGAUGAAGAGAAGAGCACACCAUC
Pseudo-nitzschia multistriata is the source of this 3404-nucleotide messenger RNA. NCBI's taxonomy places the organism in Eukaryota, Bacillariophyta, Bacillariophyceae, Bacillariales, Bacillariaceae. The record is from the annotation of a GenBank genome assembly.